Formica exsecta is the source of this 1340-nucleotide messenger RNA. Its product is annotated as PDZ domain-containing protein 8-like. The coding region runs from base 28 to 612 and encodes 194 amino acids. The record is from RefSeq and is a predicted model, not a curated record. Gene Ontology annotation, cellular component: mitochondria-associated endoplasmic reticulum membrane contact site. The transcript has 5 exons. Gene Ontology annotation, biological process: mitochondrial calcium ion homeostasis. NCBI's taxonomy places the organism in Eukaryota, Metazoa, Arthropoda, Insecta, Hymenoptera, Formicidae.
UCGAUUAUUUUAUAGAAUUUAACUCGAAUGUGGUGUGAAAAAAGUAUUAAUCUAUUUAAAAUCCAUUGGUCGAUUAAUCAGGGCGCAAGUAUGAAGGCCGUGAAGGCUAGUAUAGCUAACACUCUGUUGGGCCUGAAGAAGGCUGGAAGUACCAGUUGUCUGGCCCCACCGGCUUCCAGUACUGGUCUGGCAUCUCGAAGUCUUCCCCCAAGUCCCUGUGCAUCCCGCAAGAGCUCAUUGGCUGGAGGUUUGGGAAUAAGUCCUGACCUCUUGGAGGGUGCUGAGCCAAGUGUUGCAGCUCCACUUAUGGCCGGCGAUCUGGACGACGGUCUUAUGUCGAGGGCUAGGGAUACCGGCAAGUUCUUGUACAAGUACCUGGAGCCGCGGGAGCGCGUCGAAAAGAUCAACGUCAUGAUGGGCAAAUUGAAGAACGCAUUGGACGCCGAAACUACCUCGAGAUUAGAGCUGUCCCAGAACGUGGACAGCAUGAAGCUGAUCGCCCAAAGCGAUCUGCGAGUGCAGGCUUUAAGUGUGCUGCUUCUGCAUUACUGUGCCGGCUUGCAACACGCCCAGGAGGCGCUUGACCGACCGGAGGCUGGCAAAGAAUCUUAACAAGAACGCGUUCAGCAGCUUUAAAGGAGAGAAAAAGCGUUUCUUGCAAAAAGAAAAAACAGACGCGGAAAAUGUAGCGGUAUUUGAUAAUGAAAUAAUAAUGGUUCGCAUUUUUUUCACUGUAAUGAGCCAUGAUUAGAUGGCGUAAAUGCGACGCUGCAUCGAUUUUAUGAUGCUGAUGUCGUUUUUAAUAUUAUAUAUUUGUUAUAUUGUUACCAGACUGUUUGAAAUACUGCACAGAGAUAUUUCUAUUAUUAUGCACAGAAAAAUAGGGAGCAAGGAUCCAACAGUAUUUAUAGACAUUCCAUUGAUGCAAUUAUCGGAAUCACAAUUGUAUCUUGUACGUAUGUUACUAUUUUUCUUCUUUUUACUAUUUACAAUAGUAUUUUAAUAUUUUCGAAGAAUACGUAUGUAUGUAGCAUUAUUAUAACGUUACGUAACGAUACAUUUUCCAAAAUUUGGGGUUUGAUGUAAUAUUCUAAACAUGUAAUGUUUGUAGCAUCACAUUAUGAAGAAGUUUAAAUAUUACGCCAUAGUUGUUCCAAAAUAUUCUACAUUAGUCAAUAUCGAUCGAGUUAUUCAAAUGAAAUAAAAAUAAAUAAUAAAAUAUAAUCAUCGAUUUAUUCGGUCAAACUUCGGCUCUGUAAUGUGGCCAACUUUUAACGGCAAAUAGAAUAAUUUUGACGGGAACAUUCUUCUCUUGAAAUUUUAAAUAAAGAGAUCUCAUA